Chrysochloris asiatica (Cape golden mole) is the source of this 910-nucleotide messenger RNA. It is a transcript of the gene C1QTNF1, whose product is annotated as C1q and tumor necrosis factor related protein 1. Gene Ontology annotation, molecular function: protein binding. The record is from RefSeq and is a predicted model, not a curated record. The coding region runs from base 1 to 873 and encodes 290 amino acids. The transcript has 3 exons. Lineage: Eukaryota; Metazoa; Chordata; Mammalia; Afrosoricida; Chrysochloridae.
AUGGGGGCACAGGCCCUGGGACGCCUGCUUGGCUGCUGGCUGCCGCUGACAUUUGCCUGUGUCCUGGUGCUGGGCCGAGGGCCCCAUGGCCAGCAGACUGAGCAGGAGCAAGAGGCGACCCCGGGAGACCCCAAGGUGGAGGGGACCAAGCAGCCACUUUCACCGCAGGACCAUACUGAGAGGGCUGAAGAAGAACAUGAAAAAUAUGGCCCCCACCAGGCUGAGGAACCGCCUGCUCCCAAAUGCUUCCGCUGCUGUGACCCCACGCCCCCCGUGUACCCGCCCGUGUUGGUGCCUCAGAUCAAUGUUACAAUUCUGAAAGGUGAGAAAGGUGACCGAGGGGAUCGAGGCCUCCAGGGGAAAUUUGGCAAAACGGGCUCAGCAGGUGCCCGGGGCCACAUCGGGCCCAAAGGGCAGAAGGGGUCGGUGGGCACCCCUGGGGACCGCUGCAAGAACCACUACGCGGCCUUCUCGGUGGGUCGGAAGAAGCCAUUGCACAGUAAUGACUACUAUCAGACUGUGGUCUUCGACACGGAAUUCGUUAACCUCUAUGGUCACUUCAACAUGUUCACGGGUAAGUUCUAUUGCUACGUGCCUGGCAUCUACUUCUUCAGCCUCAACGUACACACCUGGAACCAGAAGGAAACUUACCUGCACAUCAUGAGGAACGGGCAGGAGGCGGUGAUUCUGUACGCUCAGGUGAGCGACCGCAGCAUCAUGCAGAGCCAGAGCUUGAUGCUGGACCUGCAAGAACAGGAUGAGGUCUGGGUGCGACUCUUCAAAGGUGAGCGUGAGAACGCCAUCUUCAGUGACGAGUUCGACACCUACAUCACCUUCAGCGGCUACCUGGUCAAGCAUGCUGCCGAGCCCUAGCUGACCACGACCCCUGCUGCCCUCCUACGCUCCCUCC